GGGUGCCAGCCCAACGCCCAGCGCCAUAUGUCGUAUUUUGCCACGGGCUAACCACCGCAGCACCAACAUGGGAGCUUCUCAAUCUGAGCAUGAGUUUAAAGAUCUUGCAGAAAGGACUGGUUUCCGUCUGGACCAGAUCAAAAACUUGCACCAGAGGUUCAUGUGGUUGACCAACCAUCAAGAAACUUUAAGAAAGGAAGACUUUGAGAAAGUGUCUCAUCUUUCUCUCAAUCCAAUAAAGGGCCAAAUUGUCAAUGGCUUUUUUGACAAAAGAAACUUUGGAAAGCAUGAGGUGGGUGCUGUUGAGGAGAUUGGCUUUGAAGAGUUCCUGAUGGUGAUGUCUCACUUCAAACUCCCAAAUAAUCUCACAGAGGAAGAGACGGAGGACUUGAGGACACAGAAGCUUCGCUUUCUAUUCAACAUGCACGAUACAGACAACGAUGGGACCAUAACGCUUGAUGAGUACAGACACCUGGUCGAAAAACUUCUCUCCACUUGUGAAACCCUUGAACAAGACACCGCCCAAGCUAUUGCUGACGCUGCCAUGUUGGAAGUUGCAAGAAUAACAGUCGGGCACAUGGAGCCUCAUGAAGUCUACGAAGGAAUCACAUUUGAACAAUUUCAGCAGAUACUAAAAGGUCUACAGAUUGAGACAAAGAUGAAUGUUCGCUUCCUGGAGAUGGGCACCACUACGAUGCGCUGUGGGAAAUGAGACCUCUCUUUCAGUGUUUGUCUGCAGCAACUCCGAUGUUCUCCCAGAUGAAACCCUAAAUUUAGCAUCCAUACCCCCACCCCCACCCCCACCCCUCGUCUUCCUCGUUCCUUUCACUGGCAUUGCCCUCGUUGUGCCUUGCAUACAGCUUCAGAAUUAUGUAAACACCUCCGGCAGCUCAACAGCCUGAAGACUUUCACAUGACCUUUUACUGCUCAAGAUUUCUCAGAGAGUGAGACUGGCAUUCAGAGGCUUUGUCUUUCUUUUGUACCGGAUUCGAAGCCCACAUGAAAGGACAUUUUGAUGAAAUUGUUUCCCCAGGGCAGUGAAAGUAAAUUGAAGUGGAUUAUUAUAUAUUGAAAUACACUUGUUUUUCUACUUUGUAUAGAUGAAUUAAAUAAAGUAACUGUUAAAAGGAAAAAAACUCCACUGCUGUCUCCAAAUGUUGAGUCCUCAAGAAAGGGGAAAUCAUACACUCAUACUGUAAAUGGGCCAGUACCGGUUCUUCAGAGCAGAAGAACCUUUUUCAGUGCUUGAAAGAACCAUCGAGGCAACCUUUCACCUGAUGUAAUGGUUCAACACAGAAGUUUUGAC
This is a messenger RNA of Sardina pilchardus (European sardine), 1306 nucleotides long. RefSeq names its product tescalcin a (gene tesca). Gene Ontology annotation, cellular component: plasma membrane; nucleus; cytoplasm. The record is from RefSeq and is a predicted model, not a curated record. Gene Ontology annotation, molecular function: phosphatase inhibitor activity; calcium ion binding. NCBI's taxonomy places the organism in Eukaryota, Metazoa, Chordata, Actinopteri, Clupeiformes, Clupeidae. The transcript has 8 exons. The coding region runs from base 68 to 712 and encodes 214 amino acids. Gene Ontology annotation, biological process: positive regulation of sodium:proton antiporter activity; positive regulation of granulocyte differentiation; protein localization to plasma membrane.